Molecule: messenger RNA, 2415 nt
Organism: Funneliformis geosporum
Lineage: Eukaryota; Fungi; Glomeromycota; Glomeromycetes; Glomerales; Glomeraceae
Source: the annotation of a GenBank genome assembly
AUGCAAGCAAGUUCACUCCCAAACCCUCCUCCGAUUCUGCCCCAAUUAUAUCCGAGACUAGAUAGCAGAAUAGAUAGCAACUUUCUUAACAUACCUUCAAUCGUAACAUCUCCUUCCAUACCUACCUCAGUGUCCGAAUCUUUCCUGUUCAACUAUCAACAAGAUUCAUUGAAUAGUCCUAUUUCCCAAGCAAUAUCCGCACCAGUCACCCCUACAAAUAGUGUGACUCCAGGUUUCUCUCAGCCACCCAGAAGAGGUAAAGGAAAUCAAAAUGGUAGUAACUCUUCCAACGACGGAAAGGCCAACUCAAAAAGCAAUAGUAAUCUAGCGCACAUUCCUUGCAAAUUUUUCAAGAGUGGUGCCUGCACGGCAGGGAAAAAUUGUGUCUUCUCUCAUAGCAAGGAUCCUCCAUCUGAUAAUUACGUUUGUAAAUACUUUCUAAAAGGGAACUGCAAAUUUGGAAAUAAAUGUGCACUUUCUCAUACUUUACCAAAUGAACGUAAAUCAAGUUCAAAUGGUAGAAAUAGCGGUAGCAAAAAUGCUAAUGGAUCAAGGAAUAGUAUUUCCAACAGUAUGAUUCCAGAAAUUAGGUCACCUAUGAUGCUUCCGCAAGGAUACAGCCAAGAUCUUAAUGAUUAUCAACCUCUUAAUUCUCCUGGAAUUCCUUUCACACGUAUUCCAAUCAGUCCUGAAUAUGCGAGCAGCCACAGACAAUUCAGCCAUAAAUCAAUAUUUUUACCACUUUCUUAUGUUAGUGAGAGUGGAAUGCUUUCACCUACCGCCAAUACUCAUCAACAUCUUCAUAGCAUUCCUGAACUUCAUGAUUAUUCACAUCAUGAAGAAACAAUCUUUGAUGAGUUUGUUGCGUAUGAUUAUGAAGAACUUCUUCCUUCCUCGUUAAAUGAUUUGUUAACUCCAACUGAACGUGAAAGACGUCGAAGUAGGCAGGAAGAAUCUUCAGAAAUAAAUCCCAGGAGAUUAUUCAAUGGUUCUUCUAUGUUGCAUCCUGCGCACAUGGACAGUCAGCAUCUUAAUUAUUAUAACUCACACGCUGAUCCUACACAUAUCCAUUUUGCAGGGAGAUCUCUGCCCGCUAAUUAUAUGAAUCAAACCGAAGGACAACAAGUUAAUAAUGCAUACAAUAGACAACAUCUUUUUGGAUUUCCUAGCAUGAGAAAUAUUUCAAUUAAUAACAAUUAUGGAGAAGAAUGGAAUGAUCAGCUUUCUCCUCUUACUAUCAACAUUCCCUUACCUCACGAAUUUCAUCAAACUGAUACAAACUCUCCUUUGUAUCCUGGCAUAAUAGGCCGACCAAAUGGAAGUAUGAAUGUCAAUGGUAAUAGUGGCAAUAACAGUAAUACUGGUGACCGUCCAGCAACUCCAGAUCCAUUUAGUCCUUUUGUAACUGACGACGAUGUUUUCGUCUUCUUUAACAUGGAAGAAGAUAAAAAUGAUCAAGUGCAAACAGAAUUGUCAUCUUCUAAAUCAUCUGAACAAUUGAAAACCCCACUAACAUACUCCGCAAUUACCAAAACGGGUUUGAAGGAUUCUGGUGCAACUCCCGGACUCAGUAUCGACUCGAGGCGUUAUGAGCCGUUAUGCCCUUUCGGAAUUGCUGGAAACUGUCGAUAUGGAGAUCGAUGUCAUUAUCUUCAUGGUAUGCCUUGUCCUUCUUGCCUUAAACAUGUCCUGCACCCUUAUCAUAGUUCUGAAGAACAUCAAGAACAUAUUAACGAAUGUAUCAACAAGCAAAUCCAAGUUGCUGAAGGUGUUAAACCAGAAGAUCUCAAAUGUGGAAUUUGCCAUGAAAAAGUAUUAUCAAAGGAAGAUGCUCGUUUUGGUCUAUUGAAUUGCGAGCACGCGUUCUGUCUUCAAUGCAUUCGUCAAUGGAGAUCAAAUAUCACAAUGGAAAAUCAAGUUAUUCGCGCUUGUCCAAUUUGCAAAACAUCAAGUCAUUUUAUUACCCCAAGCACUACCUGGAUCACAGAUCGUGCCGAGAAGCAAAGGGUGAUUAACGAAUAUAAACGAAAGUGCAGGAAUUUUAAUUAUGGUGAAGGGCAAUGUCAAUUUGGAAUUUCUUGUUUCUAUGCACACACCUAUCGCGAUGGAACAAAGAAGGAAAUUCAUUUUCGCACUAUUCAAAAUGGAGAAGAAGUUAAGGUUUUAGAUAAUGUUCGUUUAUGGGAUUUCAUGGAAGAUUUUACCAACAAGUGUGUGGUGUCUGCUGAGAACUUUAACAGUGUACUUGGUGUCGUUAGUAAUGAUAGAACGGAGAUCAAUAACAUGACACAAAAUAAUUAUGAUAACAAUAAUACUGAUGGAUCAGCUGAUAUCCCUACAAUUACUACCCUUUUAUCGAAUUUAUCUGUUGAUUCUCCAGUUUUCAUACCUUCUGGUAAUAGAGCUGAAAAUUGA